Molecule: messenger RNA, 152 nt
Organism: Trichobilharzia szidati
Lineage: Eukaryota; Metazoa; Platyhelminthes; Trematoda; Strigeidida; Schistosomatidae
Source: the annotation of a GenBank genome assembly
AUUCAGACUCUCGUUUUCAAAAGACACCAUAUACAUGCACGAAUAUUGCAGAGAUUGUUUCUCGUCAGUCUCUCCUCAAAGGGCCUAAGCAUCUACACCAGGUCAUUCGUAAGUUACAGUCAUAUAAAGUAUUGGGCAUAGUAAAACCCCAG